Molecule: messenger RNA, 2105 nt
Organism: Myripristis murdjan (pinecone soldierfish)
Lineage: Eukaryota; Metazoa; Chordata; Actinopteri; Holocentriformes; Holocentridae
Gene: gatb
Product: glutamyl-tRNA(Gln) amidotransferase, subunit B
Exons: 13
Coding region: 21-1679 (552 amino acids)
Biological process (GO): glutaminyl-tRNAGln biosynthesis via transamidation; mitochondrial translation
Cellular component (GO): mitochondrion; glutamyl-tRNA(Gln) amidotransferase complex
Molecular function (GO): glutaminyl-tRNA synthase (glutamine-hydrolyzing) activity
Source: RefSeq, a predicted model, not a curated record
UUUACAACCAUACGGAUAACAUGGCCGCCUCUGUGGCACCGGGUGUGCUGCUACAUAAUAUUAAUAAACAGAUAUGGAUAUUGUAUCCGAAAGCUUCGUUUCAUCGUUGUGCUGCAGUCAGGCGAAUAGGCACAUCUGCUUCACGAUGCAAAAGUCAGCCACAGCUGAAAAGAAAGAGUUCUCCCCAGGAGCUGGUCGGGGUGGUGGGGUUGGAAAUCCAUGCUCAGAUCCACUCCAACACCAAGCUGUUCUCCGGCUCCCAGGUCGGCUUCUUAGCACCACCAAACUCCCUGGUGUCAUUCUUGGAUGCAUCUUUACCUGGCACAUUACCGGUCCUGAACAGAAGAUGUGUUGAGGCAGCGGUAAUGACAGGCCUGGCUCUCAACUGCACCAUCAACAACAAGUCACUUUUUGACAGGAAGCACUAUUUCUAUGCUGACCUUCCUGCCGGCUACCAGAUCACCCAGCAACGGCAGCCCAUAGCGGUCAAUGGCAUGCUGACUUACAGCCACCUGGGAGGGAAGAAGAGGAACCAAGUAGUCAACAAGACUGUCCAAAUCAAACAGAUUCAGCUGGAGCAGGACAGUGGCAAGAGUCUCCACGAUGACCAGCGCAGCCAGACACUGAUCGACCUCAACAGAGCAGGUGUAGGUCUCAUGGAGCUGGUGAUGGAGCCAGACAUGAGCUGUGGAGAGGAGGCCGCUGCAGCUGUCAGAGAGCUGCAGCUCAUACUGCAGGCCCUGGGCACCUGUCAAGGCAACAUGUCUGAGGGCCAGCUGAGAGUAGAUGCCAAUGUGUCCGUCCACAUGCCAGGUGAGCCCCUGGGCAUCAGGACAGAGGUGAAGAACAUCAACAGUGCCCGAUACUUGGCUCGAGCAAUAGACUAUGAGAUCCAGAGGCAGAUAGGUGUCCUGCAGAGAGGGGGGACUGUGCAGAAUGAGACCCGGGCCUUUGAUUCCAAAUCAGGACAGACCAUUCCUAUGAGGGACAAGGAGGGUCUUCAGGAUUAUAGGUUCAUGCCGGAGCCCAACCUGCCCCCUCUGAUAGUGUACAAGGAUAACGCAUCGCUGCCCACCGGUGUUGACGCGUGCCAGGCGGUGGUGGUGGAGCGGAUCAGGGAGGGGCUGCCAGAGCUGCCCAGUGUCACAAGAGACAGGCUGGUACAGACGUACGCCAUCUUGCCCGAGCACAGCUUCACUCUGGUGAACGAGGACGGACUGGUGGAGUAUUUUGAGGCAGUGGUCAGGGAGACCAAGAGGGAGCCAAGGAAUGUGAUCGGCUGGGUGACAAAUGAGCUGCUGAGUCUUCUUAAACAGAAAGACCAAAGUGUGAGCCAGAGCCCAGUCUCUCCCUCUGCCCUGGCGGAGCUGCUGGAGCUCCAGGAAACAGGACACAUCUCCUCCUCUGUUGCCAAGCAGGUGUUCCAGGAGAUGUGGAGGUCAUCGGGGAAGACGGCCUUGCAGGUCAUCCAGGAGCAGGACUUGGGCUUAGUGAGUGACACCAAGGAGAUACACAACAUCUGUCAGAGGGUGGUGGACUCCCAUCCUGAUCUGGUUCGGGCCAUCAGAAAUGGGAACAAGAAAGUUCUGAACAAGCUGAUGGGCUUGGUUCAAAAAGAGACCAAAGGCCGAGCCGACCCUGUUGUGGUGCGGGCGCUGCUUGAGGAGAAGACCUCAUGAAGACAAAGCACGGCCAUGUCACUGAGAGAAAUUAGACUUAAUGACGCAUGAGACUUCAGUGCAUCUUUAUGAAAAAAGUGAAGAUGUGGCAAUGGUACCUUUCUGCUAGUGUGAAGGAACUGAUAUACAGAGUGCCCUUGUCCUUGUCUCUUACUGUCUGGAGAGUUUCUCGUGGGUGUAGGUUUAUUAGAAGAGGAAUGUGUUGAUUUGUAUUAAUUGCAGUAGUCAGGCUGCAAUGUUGGUACAUCAUGUUCUGUAUUUAUAAAUGUACACGAUGUGUUCGAAAAUAAUAAAUCUUAUAAACUGUUGGCUUGUACCUCCUGCAUCACUUUUGUAUUUCCAUCUGGUGUGCUUUGUGGGUAAAAAAAGAUAUUGGAGUGCUUGCCAGUUUUAAUAUUAGCAAAUAAAACUUUUUUGAUUUGUGCA